Molecule: messenger RNA, 207 nt
Organism: Echinococcus granulosus
Lineage: Eukaryota; Metazoa; Platyhelminthes; Cestoda; Cyclophyllidea; Taeniidae
Exons: 2
Coding region: 1-207 (68 amino acids)
Source: RefSeq, a predicted model, not a curated record
AUGAAGCCAAGUCUUAGCGCCUAUCCUGAUUCCACAGCUGUCUUACUCGCAGCCAUCAAUCAUCGUCGAUCUAUGCCUCACACUGUAGUGUUGCUAAGGCACCAGGAUGAUCGACUAGAUUUGAGGGCCUACAUUUUCGUGCCGGAUGCCACUCAAGAGGGCAGACAACCCGAUCCUGCAGCAUGUGUAGAUCGACUAGCUAUUUAA